AAGAGCCCAGAAUUGCAGUCCUUUCUUUACAAAGUGAAUUCAGAGCUGGGAAAAUUGAGCCCAGUCAUCCCAGCUGGCGACCCCCGCCCCCCUCCCCCGGAAACAGCGGAUAUCGGAGUAGCCCGGGACCCCAGGCUCCAGCCGCACCUGCUGCACUUGACCACGUGACCGCCACAGUCCCAUGGACCAAACACAAAGAAGAAUCCUGGGCCAGCCCCUGCCGAUCCCCACCACCCAGCCUAAGAAGAAAAGGGCAUCAAUGGUGUCUUUCUUUUCCAAGAUCUCUUGGACAGUGAGUCUCCAGAAGCAGGAGCCUCCGAAGAACGUGUUUUUCAUCUUGGCAGAAAGAGCCCAGGACCCCAAUGCUAAAAAGCGUCACAUGGCAAUGAGAGGCCUGGGAGCAAUGGCCUCUGAGACCCCUGACAAGGUGAAAAAAUAUAAGAAAAUUGUCCUAGACCUGCUGGUGCAUGGCCUGUAUGACCCUGUGAGUGCUGACGUCAUCCAUGAGAGCAUGAAGACUCUGACCAUCAUCCUGGGCAAGAUCCAGGGGAAAAGUCUGGGCUCCUUCUUCAUAGACAUCACUCUCCAGGCCAGGACUUUACUGGAUGACGAGAAUGACAACCUGAGAUAUUCGGCCUUUGUCCUGUUUGGGCAAUUGGCGGACUUCGCUGGGCGGAAAUGGAAGACAUUUUUCACCAGUCAGGUUAAGCAGACUCAAGAUUCCCUCCUGACACAUUUACAGGACAGAAAUCCCCAGGUGGCCAAGGCUUGCAAAACAACAUUUCGAGCCUGUUCUCCAUAUCUGAAAGAAAGAAAGGAAAACAGCUUCCAGAGUGAAGCAGAUCAAAGGAACCCUAAACUCUGCCGGCAGCUGGUGGGAAAACUAAGGCACGGGGAAAUUAAGUAGCUUGCCCAAGAUGACCCAGUGAAUGGAUGGAGCCAGAAUUCAAAUCUGUAUGGACGGACUGCUGGAACAUUUAAUUACAAUGUGAUUCUGCUUCAAUGUGGAAUAAUUGACAGAUGGUUAGAAAUGUAAAAAACAAAACAAAAACACAUUAAAAAACUGCCUAGCUGCUGCUCUAUUUAACUCAGUUAACUUUUGCUUUUAUAUGUGCUAAGUACACAUUUUUAUUAAUUAAAUUUGUGAUCUGAGUAUAUAUUUGUAUUUGUCACCUCUUGGCUAAUCAGGUCACUUUUGGUGACCAAUUCUAGUCCUAUGAGGGAUCACAUGGCUCUUGUAAAAAUUUCAGGAAAAAUCUCUUCAUCCCUCCGACCUUCCAUCCAACCAGUUUGCUUCCCAAGCUUCUCCUAUAGAAAUUCUGGUAUUACCACUGAACUUGGCAUUCAGACUAUACUGGACAAGUCUGGGAAAUGGAAAACAUAAGAGGGUAAUAAAGGCUGUAGAGGGAUCUUAAUGUUAUUCUGAAAACCAGGAACUCAAUCUUCUGCUCUAGCUCUCCAGAGACAGGGCCUUGUAACACAGAUGAGGGCUGAGUUGUCUCCUAGGAGAGACAAGGAUGUGGCAGUUGGCGGAAGGGGGAGUUGGAGCACGAAUGGGUUUUCUUUCUUCCUAUUUUGAAGCUGGGGUACAUGACCUGGGGAGCUCUUGGGAGUGACACAAGCUCAGGAGCAGGAGGGAUGGUUCUGAGCUGAGAGCCCUCUCCCUUCCCGGAUGUUGGCCUGUUUGAAACUAUGUUCCGAGGUCCGUUUAGAAUCUGAUGCAGUUCGAUUAAGUGAUCAAUAGUGGCUUGAGAACUGCAUUUUGCUAGCAUGCAAAAAGGUGGAGGUAGAGUGAGGCAGGCAGGUUAUGUGCUGUAGAGCAGAAACAUCUAUGUACUUAACGCCCGUUAGCUGAUUAAAAUUGUGGAAGGUGCUGUUGAAUUGACUUUAAGAUUUCUGGUAGACUGGUAACUCUGGUGGCCUCCAAAGAAUCAUGCCUCCUGAUAUUCGUGCCCUUGUGUAGACCUCUCCCCUUGAAUCUGGGCUGACUUUGUGACCCACUUUAACCAUUAGAAUAUGCUGAAAAUACCACCAUGCCAAUUAUAAGCUACUUUUUAAGAGCUUCCUUUUUUGUGCUCCGGGUGAAGCCAGCUGCCAUGUAAGAAGUCAGAUUACCAGAAACAAAGAAGAAUGUCUGAGACCACCAUUUUGGAAGGAAAACCAAGCUAACCACAUGCAAUGCCUUGUGGAGGAGAGCUGAGGAACUCAACCUACAAUGAAGUAUGAGGUCCAGAUGUACGAUACAAGUUGGCCGUUCCAGCCAGACCUCAGUUGUUCAAGCUACCCCAGCUGACACCCCCAUGGCAAAGAGAUGAGCUAUCUCCAUGAAGCCCAUCCAAAAUUGCAGAAUCGUAAGCAGGUUAAUCAAAUCAAAUCAUUGUUGUUUUAAAUCACUAAUUUUGGGGAUAGUUUAUUACUCAGCAAUAAGUAACCAAAAAAGAUUCCUUAUCAUUAAUUUGUCUUUUGGCCAGUUUCAUUUUGCUCUUAAUAAGUCCACUUUGAGUUUGAACUACAUUUCUAGAAGGUUAUCAUGGAGCUCUGUGGUGAGAGCAGGGACACCUUGCUUUUGUACCGCAAGCCAUGCCUUGUUUUCCUUUUUGUAUCUCACCGAAUGUAUCACAGCACCUAGCACGUAGCAGAUGAUCAAGAAAUAUUUGCUGAAUGACUAAAUAGUUCCAAAUUGUAGUGGGAAUAGAAUCCAAACUAGUUUGCUAUUCCGGGCUCUCAGCCAUGGGUUCACACUCUUCCUUUCCAGCUUUUUCUUCUGUUACUUUUUUGCUGUAGCCAAAUUUGGCUCCUCUCUCUUCCGUAAACACUUCUUAGUCUCUUAUACUCCUUUGCCUUUGCUCAGUCUGUUCCUUUUGCUUCGAAUUUCCUCCCUUGCCUAGCCAUGCAUACACACACACACACACACACACACACACUUCAUAUGUAUAACUUAUGCCUGCUCGAAGACUGAUCAAUGCCUGAUCCCCUCAAUCAGAUGCGAGUUCAGCUCACAUCUCUGAACUCCCAGAACAUUCUAACAAUCUUAGGCCACUUAGCAUGUUUUAUCUCAUUUGCAAGGUUUUACCUACCUGCCUUUUUUCCUCCCGUUAGAUUGAAGCUGCUGAAGGAAGGAUCCUAUCUUGUAUAGCUUUGUAACUGUCACAUGACUUCAAAGGUACUCAGGAGAUGCCCAGUAAAUAAAUGUUGUUUGGGGAGAAAAAAGUCAGAAAGUCAUCCGAAGCUACUACUCCUUCAGAGAAGCCCAUCUUGACCAAUGAGGGCUGUCAUUUCUCUCCUCAUAACCAGACUGCAGGUUACCUUUAUGCUCAUGUCCUUAAAGUAUCCCUUUUGCCAUGAGAUGCUUAUUAAUUUGCCAGUCUAGAGGUAAUGCUUUGGCAUUUCUUAUUUUUCAACACUAGAUAAAGAACAGCGAGUGAAUUAAAGAAAGAAAAGGAAUAUUCUCUUGCUAUCAUGCUAAGGGCUCAGGGUAGAGGUAUGCAUGAAACUUGGUCCCUGCUUUCAGGUUGUUCACAACAUGGGUCUUUCUUAAAGGGACAGAGAAGGGAGAGGAAGGACAAGGAAGUUGGGAAUCUCACAGGUGAUCGGUACUCAGUGUCAACAGAAUCCAGUGGAAUGCCAGUCCAUAGAGUAAUGAAUGCUUCAAAUACUAUAAAAAACACAAGCGUGUGUUUUAUAAAGAGAGGAACAGCAGCUGUGUAGGACAGCUAGCAGAUAGUGCUAGAAAUAAGGCAGAUACAUAUCUCUGCUUUUCUGUGUUUUCCAAGCUUUCUGCAAUAAGCCAUGUAUUA
Messenger RNA from Lynx canadensis (Canada lynx), 3797 nucleotides. It is a transcript of the gene MRO, whose product is annotated as maestro. The record is from RefSeq and is a predicted model, not a curated record. NCBI's taxonomy places the organism in Eukaryota, Metazoa, Chordata, Mammalia, Carnivora, Felidae. Gene Ontology annotation, cellular component: cytoplasm. The transcript is spliced from 8 exons. Bases 182 to 907 code for a protein of 241 amino acids.